UCGCCCUGACACCGCUUACCAGCAGAGCUGCGGAGGCACCUGUACAGGUACCACUUCCUGACUGACUCAGGUAUUCAGGUAUUCAGGGAUUAAGCAGCAUGGACAGCGGCGUCGGGUUUCAGAGGGUUUAAUCCAAAUGGUUUCGAGUCAAGCUUUGAAAAGCAUGGACAGUAAUCUACAGAGACCCGCCACUGGAGGAAAGAUGAAGUCUUUUACUUUACUGUUCCUGGUAACGUUAUCUCUCAGUGCAGAUGUGACUCAGGGUAUGAGGGUGAGCUCCAGCGGGCCUCAGACGUUACGUCUGGCUCAGGGCGAAAAGGCGACGGUGGACUGCAUCUACACUCCAGACCCUGAGGAUGUGGGAGAUCUGGAUAUCGAGUGGUCACUGGUCAGUCCGGACACCACAAAGAAAGACCAGCUGAUCAUUUCAUACUCAGGUGGAAGAAAGUAUAUCCACGUCACUCCAGCAGGAGGAGUGGAUUUUUCUGCCUCAGACCCGAGUCAGGGUGAUGCGUCACUCUCCAUCGGCUCAGUUCAGGCUGCCCACAGUGGAACGUACCAGUGCAAAGUGAAGAAAUCUCCCGGGGUGGACAUGCACAAAGUCUCACUGGUGGUGAUGGAGAGGCCGUCAGUGCCGAGGUGCUGGGUGGACGGGGACGAGGACGUGGGACAGCCCGUGUCCCUGCGCUGUGAGUCCGAUCAGGGGUCCGGACCCCUUCAGUAUCAGUGGAGGAGAGAGAGCGGGGGUCAAAUUCCUCCCUCCGUCCUGCAGAGUCCUGUUUCGGGGGAGCUGUUGAUCAGUAAUCACUCAGUAGAGCUGGCUGGUGUUUAUUCGUGUGAAGUAACCAAUGCUGUGGGGAAAGAGCGCUGUCGACUCAACCUGCAGGCUAUAAAACCACCUAACAGAGCUGGGGUGAUCACUGGAACAGUGUGUGGAUGCUUGCUGCUGAUCAUCAUCCUGGUUCUGGUUAUAUGGCUGCUGGUGUUUAAGUGGGAACGAAGGCGCUAUGAGAAAGAGCUCUCCAACGAUAUCAGGGAAGACUCUCCAGCGCCCGAGAGCCGCCCGGCCAGUCGUGGAUCUGGCCUACACUCCAGAGCAGCCUACAGUCAGAUGAGCCACGCCCACAAAGACCUGCAGUCCACGCCCAGCAGCACCAUCUACACCGCCCCCACGUACAACAAUACCUACGGAUAUAUCGUCUAACACACACUCAGGAACUACAAAAUAUGAAAUACUAAAUACAACGUUUAAUUUACCUACAGAUAAUUAUUAUUACACUCAUAUAUGUUGUUGAUGGUGUGCAAUUAUGGCGUUUUAACUGUUUUCUGUUAUAAUCCAAGCUAACAAACAUAUUAACUAAAUGUUACAAUUAAUAUUCUCAGAGAUUUCAAUCUUCUAAGGUUUCUGAAUGUUUUUUGAAUGUUUAAAUGUUUUAUUUAACAUUUAAAACAUUUUCAGGUAACACUGCUGCAACAACACUUCUAUCAUUCUUUAUUUUUAAGUUCCAAUGUUUCCAUAACGUUAGUCAAGUAUUUGUCUAGCUUGGAACGUUAAAAAAAAAUCCAAUCAUUUUAUAUUUAUUAUGUCACAUAUUGGGUCCUAUUUUAGUGAUCUAUAGGUGAGCCUUCAACCCUGUGCACCGUGCAGCUUGGUUUAAGGGGUGUGUCAAUGUGUCUUUGCUAUCGUAACGACGGGAAAAGUACACUUGCGCAGCUCAAACCUCGCAAAAGACAUGUACUACUUCUCUUAAUUAAUCAUGGGUGUGGUUAAUUUUGGGCUUAAUAUGAAAAAACAAUCAGAGUGUCACUCUUUUGCUCAUCAUUCCUUUUAAGAGCCAGGUGAGCUCUUACUUUGGCGGUGCAUCUACCUGGACGUGUCCAACGCUUCUUAGCAGAGAAAACUGAGCUGCUGGUUCACGCUGUGAGAGUGUGUAAGCAGGUACUUUAUGGGAACAGCAAUGUUAUUGCCAAGAUAGCGAAGAACAUCGAGCGGUUGACUGUUGUCAGGGUUGUAGUCAGUCAGUGGAGCACCUGUGUUUUCCACUGCCAAGAUAGCAAUACACCUGAAAUGUACCUGAACACACCUCAUUUCCAGAACAUCAGUGUAGAUUUAUUCAGAAACACUGUUGCUAUUUAAGCGACACAGACGGAAGGCAUGAAUAUGAACUGUUGGUGGGGUGUAAGAUAGCAAUAAGCAUUGCGACGCUUUAUGUUUUCAGAAUGUUCCUGGAAUAUUAUUUCUGUAAUAUUCCUGGAUUCUUUUCAAAUCAUUGCUAAAAGUUCUCAAAAAGUAGUUCUCUGUUAGCUGGGAAACUGAGUGUGAAGUUUUAAAUGUUUUAAAAGUUUUAUAGAUGUGAAAAGUACAUUUCAAGUGAAUUUGCCUGAAGGACUGAAGAAUUAUAAUCUUAGAUACUUAUCAUCAUUAUUUUUUAUUUCUUUAAUUUAAAUAGACCGCAUUUUCCUUUUGUGAUUUUGUACUAAUUUUGUACAGAGAGAUAAGAACAUUACACUGGAUUUAAGAGCGUAACAUCGCUCAAUUAUCAACAGAUAAGAUCCUAAUCAGGGAACACUGUCAAAACUUCAUUAACACGCCUGCCUGAACUGAUACUGUGAAUAGGACACGCCAGAAUUCCCAUUUUCCAGUCACUUCUGUGAUAACCUCACACAGAAAAGGAAUAUAUGUUAAAUUUAUUUAUAAAAUACAUUGGAAAAUGUAUGAAAAUGAACGAAACAAAUCAUGAAUAUACUGCAGUUUUUCUUUUAUUUAAUUAAAAGAAAAUAAAUAAUAUAUUUUAAAUAAAUCACACAUAUAAAAAAAUGAAUUCCCAUAUAUUUCUUUUCUGUUUAAAAUAUUUCCUUAAAUAUUUAUGAACACUCUGCAACCAAAACUCUGCGGUCUUAAGAGAAAAUGUCAAGGUUUUAGAAUGUUAUGUUGCUGUUUUUGGGAGGUACAUGAUUAGAUGUAAA
This is a messenger RNA of Astyanax mexicanus (Mexican tetra), 2967 nucleotides long. It is a transcript of the gene vsig8a, whose product is annotated as V-set and immunoglobulin domain containing 8a. The coding region runs from base 137 to 1204 and encodes 355 amino acids. The record is from RefSeq and is a predicted model, not a curated record. The transcript has 9 exons. NCBI's taxonomy places the organism in Eukaryota, Metazoa, Chordata, Actinopteri, Characiformes, Acestrorhamphidae.